Molecule: messenger RNA, 780 nt
Organism: Fusarium subglutinans
Lineage: Eukaryota; Fungi; Ascomycota; Sordariomycetes; Hypocreales; Nectriaceae
Exons: 1
Coding region: 1-780 (259 amino acids)
Source: RefSeq, a predicted model, not a curated record
AUGAGCCUGAAACGUCAAGGGUCAGACUUGGAUCACGGUGCGAAGAAGAUGAAGUCUAACGACAGCAAUGACAACGAUGGAGUCUCAUCUACGAGUUCUAUGCCAACUUCCCCUGCCUUGCCUCGUCAGCCUGUUACUGAUUUGGACGACUUGCCCCACACGGCUCGCGAGAAAAUCAACUAUGUACUACAAGCUCUCGGGGAUGUCUCCCCAGAGACACUGUAUCAAGUCAAUAUCAUGGAUCAAAUCAACGCCAUCAACUGUGAUGGUACUUCCCCGCCGCACUUUAAGUAUAAAACGCCUCCCAUAGACAUGAUGGUUGGCUAUGAGCACAGUACAUUCCCCAAUGUCCUCAUCUACAGGCUUAACAAGCUGACUACUUCACCAGGAAGAACUGAUGCCCACGACUGCGCAUUUAUCGGCUGCGAUCGAAUUGUCGCCAGAGUUACUACCUUGCGUUACGCCGAUGGUUAUUUUACAGUCGAGAUCAAAAGUCGGGGAAGACACACUCCAAAAUUGACUCUACCGUAUGGUACGAAGGAUGACCGACGAAUAUUCAAAGAACAGUCGUGGGAGGAAGGCUAUCGACUUAAAGUACAGAGCCUCACCAGAAAAGCCGCGGUGUCUCAUAACCGAGAAGUCCUGGGUUGGUGGGUGCGCAGAAUUGUUCAUUCUGAAACCCGGCUUACCGGAAGGGAGGAGGCUAGGGGAGAGUUUCUUUCGGGUGAUGUAGUACUGACUAAAACAUCGGGGGAUCCUAUUUUGUAUUUUCGCCGAUAG